AUGGAUAACCAAAAAACAUUAAAUAAUAAUAUUAAUAGUUUGUGUCAAAUAUCACAUUUUCAAAACACUAUAAAAACUAUAAAAAAUUUAAGUGUAGGAAAUGAUGAUAUUGAUUGGGUGUUAGAGUGUAAAAAAAGGAAAGAAGAAAUUAAAACUCCAGAUAAAUUAAUUUCUUUAGGAAAAUUAAACCUAUUAAAUUUAUCACAAAAAGAAAAAAUUACAGUUGAUAAUAGUAUUUUUUCAAAAAUCAAUAAACACAUAGAAGAAACCAGUAGACUUAUAGGAAUUAUUCCAGAAGAAAAUAAUGAAAUAAUAGAAUCACUUAAAAAUUUAAUCAUAGAAUACAGUAACUACAGAGAAAAAAUUAUAAAUAAAUUCAAUUUAUAUAAAUCAAGUGAUAAUAAUAAAAUUUUUAAUGAUGAAGAGCUUGAUUUGUUUUUUCGACCUGUAGUCAAAAUAUUAAAAGAAGAUUUAUUAUGCCGAGAAAUAUUAUUAACAGAUGGAUAUAAAAUUGCGUCAUAUUGUAGAAAAAAAAACGAAUUUGUUAAAAAAAAUAAAUAUGGCUUAUCAUAUGGUUCAAGUGUUCAAGGUGUUUACUAUAAAGUUGAUACCGAUGAUCAUUUCCUUUGCCCAGUAAGAGAGAAUGCUGUUUAUACCUUUUUCAAAAUUUUUUUUAAUAGUGAAAAUUAUAUAUCACCAACACAAAUGAUCUUUUUAAAUAUACCAAUUACAGAAAAAGAAAGUAAAGCAAGAAAAAAUGAAGAAGAAUUAGAGAUUCAAAAUGAUUUCAUUCGUGAAGCUGUUCAAAUGGGAAUGAUGAAUUUUCCAGAACUAAUGAGAAAGAUGAAUUUUCCUUGCAAAAUUAAAACGGUCUCAAUCCAGGCCUCCCAUCUAAUAUCUGGAAUUCCAUUCAAUGAGUUUCUCGAACAACACAAAGACAAUUCAUCAAAUCUCUCAUCUCUCAUCGAUUUAAAAAGCUUUAGUGCACAUUUCAUCUCAAGUCUACUGCUUUCACCAGACGAUGGCAGGGGUGAUAAUUUUUUUUUACAAGACAACAAAACACUAGUGGGUAUUGAUAGUGAUGGCUCAAUUUCAUAUGACGAAAUACAAAAAACAGAAUCUAAUUAUUUUGUUAAAUCAAAAAACAUUCUUUAUACCCUCCCCCUAAUGGACGAAGUUAUAGACAACAGCAUAAUAGAUAUAUUUAAAAAAAUGGAUAUAGAAUUAUUUAUUUUAGAGUGGUUAGGAAAAUCAAAUCAAAAAGAAAUUUUAAUAGGCAAAAUGCUGGAUGAAAUCCUCGAAAACUGUGAUUCAGCAAUCAAAUCGUACAAACGUAACCUAUCAUUACCAACAGUAAUUCCAGAUGGAUGGAUAACAAAAUUUUUAAACAGAUUUAUAAAAAUAAAGGAGGAGUUAGAUUCUUUUGCUAGUCCGAUUACCCACAAAAAAUUAUUUAAAAAAAUUUCACCAUUCUUAUCGCUUUAUUACAAAUCACUUGCAAAUAGGGCCAAAAAAACUCCUAUUGAAGAAAGAAAAAAAGAUUUUACAUCAGAUUAUAAUUAUCAAAUAUUUAUUAUGGGUGAACAUAUGUCUUUCAAAGAGAUGUGUGAUAAUUAUUCUGGAUUAGAAAAAAAAGAUUUAUUAAAAGUGUAUGAAAAAUUGAAAGAAACUGAGUUUUUCCCCCAUAUAGAUAACAAUUUGGAUCUAACAAAAGAAUAUAAAAAACAUCAAUACUCAACAAUAGAAGAACUCAUAACUUUUCAACUAAAAGCAUUAGUUUAUUGUGUAGAGAGCUUUAAUGAUGACCGACUUUCAAAAAUUGUUCAAAUUAUCAACAAUUUAAUCAAGAAUGAAUCUAAUUUAACAAUUAAACUAUCAAGUGAUAACUUUCAUUCAACCUGGGAACAAAACAAAUAUUCAAUUUUACUUAGGUUAAUUAAAAAUGGAGAAAGUUACAUAACUAUAGAAAACAUAAUUCAAAUAUUGGAAAUUGAUUUAAAUACUGAACAGAGCAAAUUAGAAUCAACCUUUCAUAGCGUUAUAUGCUCAAGCCAUUCGAACGAAACUAAACUUAAACAACUCGAAGUUUUAAAAAAAUAUGGUGCCGAUAUUGAAGUACUUAAUGACUACCAUUGUACCAGUAUUACUCCACUAGAUUAUGCAGUUAUAGAAAAAAACAAUCAAUUAUUUGUGUGGUUUAUUAAAAACGGAUCGGGUUCAAAAUCCAUGAGAUUAAAAAACUGUGUAUCUUUUUAUUGCACACUUUUAAACUCUGAAAAAAAAGAAUUAGAACCAUAUAUGAACUCUCUCUACCAUAUAAACCAAAGACUAGCAUGGAAAUUUUCAAUUCAUUUUUUACUACCAUGUAAAAAAGAAUCAAACACAGAAAAAGAAACAAAAAUAAAUAAAAAAUCAAAAAUAGAAAUUGAAACUUUUAAUAAAACUAGAGUUUUAAAAGAAAAAUAUAUUAAUCAAAUAUUCGAAAAAGAUAAUAAUAAUUUGAUCCCAAAGAAAAAUAAUCUAGGUAAAAGUCCAGUACCCUUCAUUGAAGAUUUCGGCCUCAGAAUCUAUUUCAAAUUCUGGCCAGUAUUCCCAGGUAAUGAAAAAUCUGUAUCUAUACUAUCAGAUCUAUUAUUUGGUACGUGUACCCCGUUUUCAAAAGUAGUAUUAGUAGAUGGAAAAUUUCCUGUUCUUUUAACCCAAUAUGUACCAGGUGAAGAAUUAAUUUAUAAGUUUUUUAAAGAAUCAUCACCUAUUAGAAAUAAAAUCCAUUCAGAUGAAUCUAUUUUAAAACUAAUUAAUAAAGAAGAUUUAAUCGAAAAACCGAUUGAACUCGAUCAAAUACAAGAGAGCAACCUUUCAAGACAACUAAUUCUUGCAAUGAUUAUUAAUAAUGCUGAUGGAAAUUUUGGUAAUUUUAUUAUUUCAAAAGUAUUACCCAAUCAAUAUAGAAUCGUUUCAAUUGAUAAUGAACUUACAUAUACACCACCAAUAAUAAUCAAUAGUAAAUCAAAUAAAUCCAUUGGUAGUUCUAAUGCUCUAUUGGUUUUAGAUCUAAUGUUAAAAAAAGUCGACAUCAGCUUUAUAGAAGAACUCAAAUCAAUUAAUAUUGAAGGAGAAAUUGAAAAGUGGUUAAUCAAACUUAAAACGAAACAUAGUUUGUCAAAUGCAUUAUUUAAUAAAAUUAAAGAUCAAAUUAAUCAAACAACUAUCAUUGGCACCCCAAUGCACAAAAACUCAAUUUACACAAUCUAUUCGAAACUAUUAAGACUAAAAAAAGAUCUUACAAAUGAAAUGACAUACUUUGAUAUUUAUUUUUUACUAGAACCAGAGUUGGCAAUUAGACUGGAACCAAUUUUGUUCAACCCAUCUCUAUCACCGAUUAAAAGAUACUUUACCUUUAAAAAUUUACAACUGGAUUCAAAAAUAUCCGAAAUAUCAGGUAUUACAAAUCCAAUCAAUUUAUCAUUAGAAACUAGCAACAUACCAAACUAUAUGGAUAUUAUUGAAAAUAUAAAACAAGGUAAAUUUUUACCAAAACAGGCAUUCGAGGAAUUUCAAAGUAUCAAAGAGCAGGUGAAUCAAUUAAAUGAUGUAAAAUCAAACAAACCAUUAAUUAAAUUUUUUGAUUCAGCAGCUAUUGAAAGGGUAUUAUAUGAUUUAAAUUUUCAGACAAUGACCAAACAAGAGGAAAUUAAUUUUUUCAAUAUUAUCAAAAAAGGAAAGUUAAAUGUUUAUUCAGUUCAUAUUAAAAAUAGUAAAAUAUUUUCAUCAGAUCAUUUUUAUCGCUUAUUCAUUCCAACCUCAAUCACAAGAAUAUAUAUCACCAACUCUCCAACAUUUGAAGGAUUUUUAGGAAAAGAAUUUUUAUCACUUACACAUUUAAAUGUAGAAGGAUGUUCAAACUUAACGAAAAUAAAAGUCAAUGCAAAAAAUUUGAAAUAUUUGAAUGCCUCCGGAUGUCCUUUAUUAACAGAAAUCAUUACAGGUACACCACACUUGGAAUGCUUGCUUUUAAAGGAUACAAUCACAAACAAUAACCAUCAUCUUCUUGAUAUAGUUUCAAAAUAUAAAGAUUUAAAAAUUUUAGAUAUAGGGUUUAGCAAAGAAACCCAAAUCGAAUCAUUAGAACUAUACUUUAUUUUACCAAAACUCCUACAGUUUUUAGCAAAUAAUUUAAUUGGAAUUAAAAAAAUAAUUAUAUAUAUGCCACAAGUAAAUAAAUUUGAAGCAAAUUUAUCAACAGCAAAUUUUAUAUUUGAUGGGCUUGCAUAUUACAAUAAUAAGGAAUAUUCACUAUUAGCAGAGUCAUCAAAGAGACCAAUUUCAAUCAAUAUAUUUGGUUUAAUCAAUCCAUUUUCCAAGUACUUUUUAAACCAUUUAGAAUCAAAAGUGAAAUCAUUAAAUAUUGGUUGCAUUCUUUCAUUUAACUUUCAAACAAGUUUUUCCGUAUGUUUGGUCAAAAAAGAAACCGACUUUUAUUUUCAAACCCUUUUCUGUAACAGCUUUAUUUUUGUUAUAUUGGAAUUGGAUGGUAAUGAAUCACAAAAUAUAAUAAAUGAGAAACUAAAAGAAUUUUAUAAAGGAAAUAAUAAAAUAUUUUUCAAUCACAUCAAAUUUAUUUUAAUAACAAUAGGCGAAAAAAAAAGAAAUCAAUCAAAAAUCAAUGAUUUAAAGAAAUUUUUAGAUUUUUCUUAUGAAGUUAAUAUUCCAAUUGCUAAAGCGCCAAAAAAUGUUUCUGUGACCUGGGAGCAGUUAACUAGAAAAUCUGAAUCAACCUCAAAUAAUUAUAUAAAACCUGAUCUAAUAUAUUCAUGGACGAAGGAUUUUGCAAAACUAAAUAUUUAG
This is a messenger RNA of Dictyostelium purpureum, 4848 nucleotides long. RefSeq lists its product as uncharacterized. The record is from RefSeq and is a predicted model, not a curated record. Lineage: Eukaryota; Evosea; Eumycetozoa; Dictyosteliales; Dictyosteliaceae. Bases 1 to 4848 code for a protein of 1615 amino acids. The transcript has a single exon.